Heteronotia binoei (common prickly gecko) is the source of this 3644-nucleotide messenger RNA. It is a transcript of the gene SGMS2, whose product is annotated as sphingomyelin synthase 2. The transcript has 6 exons. The record is from RefSeq and is a predicted model, not a curated record. Lineage: Eukaryota; Metazoa; Chordata; Lepidosauria; Squamata; Gekkonidae. Gene Ontology annotation, biological process: ceramide biosynthetic process; sphingomyelin biosynthetic process. Gene Ontology annotation, cellular component: Golgi membrane; endoplasmic reticulum membrane. Bases 655 to 1752 code for a protein of 365 amino acids. Gene Ontology annotation, molecular function: ceramide cholinephosphotransferase activity; sphingomyelin synthase activity.
GCUGUGGCAGACAGGGGGAGGGAGGGGACAAGCAAAGAGCAUGAAACUGGCUGUAAACACAGCGGCGGCUCCAGAAACAGCGUCCAGGGCAGCCAAGAGAGGCUGUCUCUCGCUCUCCCAGGAGCCGCCUUCCAGUAGAGGAAGCCUCUCCAGCUGUUGCAGUGCCGAGGUAACGGUGCAUCUGGCAGGCACUUAAAGAGGUGCGAGGCGGAGAGCGAGCGGGGUGAGGCGCGAGCAAACUUUCUUCUAGCUAUUUCUCCUUGCGGCUGUGUGAGCCUUGGGGCGGGAGUGCUUCUGUUGCUGGCCAGAAGGAAAUGCAAGUGCCAAAGAACCUGGACGCUGGAAAGGAGACGCUGCCCUGCUGGGCGCUGGAAGACAGACCUCGCUUUUGAGGCUUUCCCCCUUGCAAAAUAAGUGGGCAAGAAAUGAUCUGUCAGUCGCUCUGCGGGAGAAGAUCAAGUUUCAGAGAGCAUGUUGCUGGUACUUGGAAAGAAAAUGUGAGACAUAUUAGAAAAAAUUGAAAAAGAAAGUUGGAAUCACCAGUUUCAGUAGGUUUUAUUUAAAAACAAACGAACAAAUUGGCUGUGAAGAGCCAGAAAAUAUUUUCAGAAGUAAGGCAGGAAUUAGUUGGUUUUGCCACACUUGCUAGGCCUGAUGGAUACCAUAGAGACAGCAAAGCUUGAAGAGCACAUGGAAGGCCAGAACAAUGAAACUUCAAAUGGUUAUGCUCGACCUGCUCUCACAGUCAGUGAGGAGAGCAAAAAUGGCAGCAGCAAACCAAAGGGAUUACCCAAUGGCUUGCGGAAAGGCACCAAGAAGUACCCAGACUAUAUUCAGAUUUCUAUGCCUGCUGAAUCUAGAAACAAAUUUCCUUUGGAGUGGUGGAAAACUGGCAUUGCCUUUGUGUAUGCUGUCUUCAAUUUAAUUCUAACGACUGUUAUGAUCACAGUGGUACAUGAGAGGGUACCUCCCAAGGAGCUUAGUCCUCCAUUGCCAGAUAAGUUUUUUGAUUACAUUGAUCGCGUGGAAUGGGCAUUUUCUGUAUCAGAAAUAAAUGGAAUGAUACUAGUUGGAUUAUGGAUAAUCCAGUGGCUGUUUCUUAGAUACAAAUCAAUAGUGGGACGAAGGUUCUUUUUUAUAUUGGGAACUUUGUACCUUUACCGCUGUAUUACCAUGUAUGUCACCACCUUGCCAGUGCCUGGAAUGCAUUUUCAGUGUGCUCCAAAGCUAAAUGGAGAUUCUCAAGCUAAAAUUCAGCGGAUCCUGCGACUAAUUUCCGGUGGUGGACUAUCCAUAACAGGCUCGCACAUCUUAUGCGGAGACUUCCUGUUCAGUGGUCAUACUGUAGUGCUCACACUCACUUACCUAUUUAUCAAGGAAUAUUCUCCUCGUCACUUUUGGUGGUAUCACUUGAUCUGCUGGUUGAUGAGUGCUGCAGGGAUAAUCUGCAUUCUAGUAGGGCAUGAACACUACACUGUGGAUGUCAUCAUAGCUUACUAUAUCACCACAAGGCUUUUCUGGUGGUACCACUCGAUGGCUAACGAAAAGAACUUGAAGGUCUCUUCACAAACAAACUUUCUGUCUCGAGCAUGGUGGUAUCCAGUAUUCAGUUUUUUUGAGAAGAAUAUACAAGGCUCAGUUCCUUGUUGUUUCUCAUGGCCAAUAUCUUGGCCCCCUAGCUGCUUCAAGUCUUCAUGCAAGAAAUACUCCCGGGUUCAGAAGACGGGAGAGGACAAUGAAAAAUCCACCUAAAUGAAAUGAAGAAGGCAAAAAACAAAAAAACAAGGACCUGCUUUUACCUUCUUACCAAAACAUUUGUGCUAUAACCAAAGUUCUAAGGGGACUAUAUUGUUAACUGAAGAAGUGGACCAAAUGUUGUGCAAUUUGAUUGGAGAAAGAGACAACUGUAGACUUUAAAAAGUCCCCUUGGUAUUUUUUCUAGUCAUAUUGUACAGUUCCAUCCCACUCUUCAGUGCUAGUAGAUAUUGGCACUAUGUAGCACUUUGGUGCCAACAGAAUACUUCCUGAGGAGAAAAAGAGCCAGGACUUUGGUUUCUUAAUGAGAUUAAGAGGUGCCAAAGAACACAUCACGCCAUCUGUUGUUAAAUAUCACUUAUCCACAGAAGCACUGAAACAAAAUAACAGCUUCAGGGUCCUGAAGCUUGACAAGCAAAACCAUAGUGAAUGCUAAAGGCAUAAUACUGGUCUGUCUCUAUCCUGUAUAGGGAGAAAAACCUAAACUGGCAGGCAACAGUUUUUACUGUUUUCACUAGUGAAGGCAAGACUUUGUGCAUGUGACUGAUGGAAACCAGAAGUGAGCCUUGAUAUUUUUAUAUUGUUUAUGGGAAUGAAUAUAUUAUGACCCUGUUAAUAGCACCACAACUUCCAAUUAUUUUGUCUAUCCUCUACUGACUUUUACAUUUUUUUUAAAUAAGUAGUAAUUUUUAUAUUGAAAAUAAAAAGCUAUAUUACCUGAUGAUACUGUAAGUUAGAAAUAAUGUCAACUAACAUCGUCUGGCUUCUACAAGGAAAAAAAUAUUUAUUUUUUAAAAUAUGUAGAUGUCAGACGAGAACCCUUUAAGUUUCUGCUUGUCACUUAGCUUGCAUAAGUGUACUGGAGUGUGUUUGUGUGCAUAUAUGUUACACUGAAUGCACAAAAUUAGACUGUAGUUGCAAAAGAGUGCUGGCAAUCCCUUGUAUAGUGACUAAAACAACCAAUAUACCAUUGAGUGUGGCCAGUUGCCUACUGGACAUUUGCUGCAUUUACAAGUGUAAUUGUACAAUUUUGAAAUUUUUAUCGGAUCCCUGUGGGAUUGCCUACAUCUCUUUGCAAUUGUCACUGUAACACAUAUGCCCAUGACCAUCCAUUUACCCACUGUGAGGACCUAGCUCAUUCUUUCUUCAUCCAGCCUUUCAAAACCUCUAGCUGCUCUCCUGUCUAGGGAAGCCCUUCCAGGCCUGAGAUGUGGAAGAGGUUCUUACUCAUCCCUGGCUUCCUUUGCUUUCCUUGUAACAAGCCACACAUGCAGAGACUUACCUCCAGGCCUCUCUUCCCCAGCUGUUACUUGGGGUCUGCCUUAAAUACACUGGAGCAGCCUUCUCAUAUUCAAGAUCCCACAGGCAUUUGAACAUCUUGCUCAUGAGAUCCUGGGGCUCCUUCUUUUCCAGCUGUGCCAUGCUGGUAGCCUUGGCCACUCUGGUUCCUUACCAGCCCUGCCCAGAACUCACCACCAUGGAUGAGUUUCCCAUCCCUAAAUAUUGGUCUUGUGGCCACUUGUUGCCACUGAUACACUGCGGGUGUAAGUCUGCCACACAUAAACAUUAGACAAUUAUUUUGGCUUGUAUACCACGUAAUGGCUGUGGGAGGCAAAAUUCCCACUGAUUCCUGUUCACUGGCUUUGAUUUUGUAUUGACAGCCUUUCAAAAAGGAUUUUUUGAAUGCUUAAGUAAGACUGUUGCCAUUUUUGCAAAAACUAUGUAAUGUUGAGCUUGAGAACCGGAUGUGAUAUAUUUACAGAUGAGCAUCACUUUGUUUUCUGUUGGCAUGAAUUCUGGUUGUUCAGAUACAAAUGCCAAGACUGUUCACUGCAAUUGGUUUGUUUAUUUCACUAUCAUUAAAUGGUCAGGUGGCCAGUCUACUACUU